CACACAAGGGGCAACAGAUAGGCCCAGAGCAAGGCGUGCACAAGCCACCCUCACUCACUUUGUGUCGAGGCCUAUCGACCCCAUGAGGCAAAGGGCAAUGGAUGAGGUGCUGGCAAAGAUGAUUGCACUUGAUUUGCAGCCUUUUUCCAUUGUUGAAGAUAAGGGGUUUCGGCAAUACACAAAGGAACUGAACCCCAACUAUGUUCUGCCAAGCCGCAAAACACUGUCAAAUUCAAUUAUCCCAGAGCUGUACAGGAGGACACAUGAAAAAGUUCAAGAAAGAGUGGAUAAAGCUGAAGCAGUGUGUCUCACCACAGACUGCUGGACAUCCAGGACAACAACUUCCUUCAUGUCUGUGACAUGUCAUUUCAUUUCUGACUUGAAAAAUGUGUCCGUCCUGCUAGAUUGUUUUGAAAUGAUCGACAGGCACACAGCUGACAAUCUGGCAGAGCAACUUUUGAGGGUUGCAAGGGAGUGGAACAUUGUGCAUAAAGUUGUUGCCUGUGUCUCUGACAAUGCUGCCAAUGUUGUGAAGGCCAUCCAGAACACAGGUUGGCCCCACCUAUUCUGCUUUGCCCAAUGCCCACACCCUGAACCUCAUUGUACAUAGUGGCAUUGCUGCUAUUAAACCUACAGUAGAUAAGGUCAAGGCAAUUGUGGAAUACAUGCACAAGAGCACAGUUGCCUCUGAAAAACUGAAGGCCACACAAAACCAGUUGGGGUUGCCAGAACUGCGUCUGAAACAGGAUUGCCCAACUCGUUGGAACUUAACAUAUUACAUGCUGGAGAGAAUACUGCAGAACAGAGAGGCUGUCAUCACAACACUGGCCUUAACAAAUCCUAGACUGGCCACCCUAUCUCCAGAAGAGUGGGAGGAGAUGCAACAGGCCUGCAAUGUUCUGAAGCCCUUUGAGGAGGUCACAGUUGAAAUAAGCGGUGAAGGGUAUGUGACAGCUUCAAAAGUCAUCCUUUUGGCAAGAGGUCUUCAAAAGAUUGCAUCAAGCCACCAACGAGCUGCUGGAAACCUCAGUGAACCAGUUAGGAAAUUGGUGGACAACAUCUGUUCCCAAAUGUCUCACCGGUUCCAUAAAAUAGAGUCCCAUGUUUUGCUCUCUGAGGCAGCAGCACUUGACCCGAGGUUCAAGAAGAAGGCCUUUCGGCAGGAUGAGGCAGCUGACAAUGUGUUUCAUCGCCUCUGCAAUUCUGCAGCAAGGAUGACAUUCCCCAACCAGCAGGCUGAGGAGAAGAAGAGGGAGCAGAAGCACAAGAGUAGAGGAGAGUGCAGUCUGGAAAGAGUUUGA
This is a messenger RNA of Labrus bergylta (ballan wrasse), 1301 nucleotides long. The record is from RefSeq and is a predicted model, not a curated record. NCBI's taxonomy places the organism in Eukaryota, Metazoa, Chordata, Actinopteri, Labriformes, Labridae.